AAGUGAAAUGAAACUCUCUCCCUUCGCAGCAUUUGGCUAAAACCUUGGUAUUUCUUGCUGAGUCCACCUGACUGAUGCCAUCGCUGAAAGACAAACAAGAACACAUGGAAAAUGUGACUUUCAGGGAAUGAAUAAGACUGCAGGUUCCAUGGAGGGAGAGACCCCUGGUGAAUCUGGUACCUGGGCAGCGCCAUGCAUGCUGCCGUGAGCAACCAGGGUGUCCUCGUGAGCAGCUGCAGAGCCUGGAGUCUCCCCACGGUCGGGACACGCUCAUUCCGAGAAACUCCAAACGGCUCCCCAGACUUAUCAUGAAAGAAGUCAAGGACACCUCCCUGGGGAAGCAAUGAUUCAGCGGAGUUCCAAGAUGCAUGGUCACGGAGGCUAUGACUCUGAUUUUAGUGAUGAUGAACACUGUGGAGAAUCUAACAAAAGGAAAAAAAGGAAAGUUGAAGAUGAUUUACUGCUCAAAAAGCCAUUUCAGAAAGAAAAACAUGGAAAGGUGGUCCAUAAACAAGUUGCAGUGGAAUUGCUGGAUAGGGAAGAAGCAAGAAAUAGAAGGUUUCAUCUCAUAGCUAUGGAUGCUUAUCAAAGGCAUACAAAGUUUGUAAAUGACUAUAUUUUAUACUAUGGUGGCAAAAGAGAAGACUUCAGGCGAUUGGGGGAAAAUGACAAAACAGACAUGGAUGUUAUACGAGAAAAUCAUAGAUUCCUAUGGAAUGAGGAGGAUGAAAUGGACAUGAAUUGGGAGAAGAGACUUGCAAAGAAAUACUAUGAUAAAUUAUUUAAGGAAUACUGCAUAGCAGAUCUCAGCAGGUACAAAGAAAAUAAGUUUGGAUUUAGGUGGCGCGUAGAAAAAGAAGUAAUUUCAGGAAAAGGCCAGUUUUGCUGUGGAAAUAAAUGCUGUGAUAAAAAAGAAGGCUUAAAGAGUUGGGAGGUUAAUUUUGGUUAUAUUGAGCAUGGUGAAAAGAGAAAUGCGCUUGUUAAAUUAAGAUUAUGCCAAGAAUGUUCCUUUAAAUUAAAUUUUCAUCACAGGAGGAAAGAAGUCAAAUCAAAAAAAAGAAAGGAUAAAGCCAAAAGAGAUUCUCAAGAAUCAUCGCAUGAAAGAUCUGGAUUAUCUUCUGUAGAAGAGACCUCUAAGAAAAAGGACAAAGGAGGCUCUGAUGAGGAAGAAAGUACUUCAGCAUCCGAACUUUGGAAGGGCCCAUUACCAGAGACAGAGGAAAAAUCACAGGAAGAAGAAUUUGAUGAAUAUUUUCAAGAUUUGUUUCUGUGAGAUGGAAGAGGGAUGCUUACAUUCCUUAAUGUGAAAGUAUACUUUGAAACUCUUCACAAAAGUUUUGUCUACAAGUUGCAACUUCAGUAGUUUGUCUUUGGAAAUAAAAAUGGAGCUACUCUCAGAA
Hippopotamus amphibius kiboko is the source of this 1400-nucleotide messenger RNA. RefSeq names its product protein FRA10AC1. Gene Ontology annotation, molecular function: phosphatase activity. The coding region runs from base 344 to 1273 and encodes 309 amino acids. The record is from RefSeq and is a predicted model, not a curated record. NCBI's taxonomy places the organism in Eukaryota, Metazoa, Chordata, Mammalia, Artiodactyla, Hippopotamidae. Gene Ontology annotation, biological process: dephosphorylation. The transcript has 14 exons.